Molecule: messenger RNA, 1001 nt
Organism: Plectropomus leopardus (leopard coralgrouper)
Lineage: Eukaryota; Metazoa; Chordata; Actinopteri; Perciformes; Serranidae
Product: thialysine N-epsilon-acetyltransferase-like
Molecular function (GO): N-acetyltransferase activity
Source: RefSeq, a predicted model, not a curated record
AAUCAUUUCAUUUCUCUGAGGACAAAGACGAUUAGACCGGACAACGUGAGGACUGUUAUAGAUUACACAAACAUGAGUUUCAAAAUACGGGCUGCAAGGAAAGAGGACUGCAAAGACAUAUCGAGAAUGAUAUUGGAGUUGGCGGUGUAUGAAAAAAUGUCAGACCAAGUGAAGAUAUCUCAUGAAGAACUGGAGCGGGACGGUUUCUGCCAGAAUCCCUUCUUUGAAUGCCUCGUCGCAGAAGUUCCUGAGGAGCAUAAAUCUAAAGAAGGAUUCACAGUUGUCGGAUAUGCCCUUUACUUUUACACGUACAGUUCAUGGAAGGGGCCGACAGUAUAUUUGGAGGACCUGUACGUGAUGCCAGAAUUCAGAGGAAGAGGCAUUGGCAAGGGUUUACUGAGCAGUGUCGCUGAGGUGGGGAAGCAGAAGCAGUGCGUGCGGCUGCAGCUGUCUGUGUUGGACUGGAAUACGCCCUCCCGAGACUUUUACGCUGCUAAAGGAGCUCAGGACCUGACUGUCAGCGAAGGCUGGCAUUUCAUACGUUUUGAUGGACAAAGCCUGGAUAAUUUAGCAAAUGAAGCUCCGAAAGAUUAAAAGUAUGUAUCUUGCUGUGAAAGAAUGAGUUUGGUAAACAAAAUCAUGUCCUAACAUUAAGCCUUUUAUAUUUACAGUGACCUACCUAUAAUUUAUAAAUCAGAUUUUAAAUACUCUUAUUUUACUAAACCCUUUGAAACCUGGAUCGACAUCAGUUUUCUUGUCUUGUGUUCAGACUCCUCUCACAAACAUUUAACCUUUUAAAGCUGAGCAAAUUUGUUUGAUUUCUUUCAAAAAAGUUAAUCAGCAAUUUGGCAUAACAUUUCCUACAAAUUGCAUUGCAUUAUUCAAAGGUGACAAAAAACAACCUUGAAAUUAGCUUUAAACAAUAAAGAGCGAAUAAUUAUGAAAUUAUCAUUAAACAAGGGGAAAAUGUCAAAAUUAUUUUGUAAUUAUAAUUAACUGAA